This is a messenger RNA of Rhinolophus ferrumequinum (greater horseshoe bat), 285 nucleotides long. RefSeq names its product translation machinery-associated protein 7-like. The record is from RefSeq and is a predicted model, not a curated record. The transcript has a single exon. NCBI's taxonomy places the organism in Eukaryota, Metazoa, Chordata, Mammalia, Chiroptera, Rhinolophidae. The coding region runs from base 1 to 285 and encodes 94 amino acids.
AUGUUUGGCUAUGAAGGUGGUAAGAAGCCCUUGAAGCAACUCGAGAAGCAGGCCAAGGAGACGGAUGAGGAAGAUAAGGCAUUCAAGCAGAAGCAAAAAGAAGAGCAAAAAAAACUCGAGGAGAUAAAAGCAAAGGCCAAGGGGAAGAGCCACCUGGCCACAGAUGGAAUUAAGAAAUCUGACAAAAAGUUAGCUGUUCUUAUGCCUGGGACAAUGGUGAUCCUGAAUUCCAUUCCUGUUUUAACAUCUGGAUUCCCUGCCAUAACAACCUAUUGCCACCUAUAG